GUGAUGGAACAAAGCAUUUGACCCGGAACCUUCCAGGAAUGGCCUCAUGUCCUGUUGAGCAACUUUCCGGAGCCACUGUGUCAGGGUGGUGCCUUAUAACUGACGCAGGAGCCCACAGGGGCAGUUGGAGCUGGAAUCCCUGAAGGAUGAUGCUUUGGGGGCUACUGUGGACGCUGUUUUUUUCAGGACUCCAAGCUGCUGCUCAGUCAAAAGAGGAAAAGUAUGUCCUACAAGAGGGGGAGACCCUGACAGUGGACUGUCCCUCCAACAUGAAGUAUGCCUACAACCGGAAGGCUUGGCAGAGGUUGAGGAAUGGGGAGGAGCCCCAGACACUGGCUGUCACAGAAAGAUCUCAGGGGACACUCAAUCAAAUCCAGGUGGGGAGGUACCUUCUCAGAGAUGACCCUCCGGAGUCCAUGUUUCAGGUCCGAAUGAUCAACCUUCAAGUGGAGGACUCAGGACUGUAUCGGUGUGUGGUCUACUUUCCUCCUCCCAAGGAGCCUGUCCUCCUGUUCCAUCCUGUCCGCCUGGUGGUGACCGCUGAUCCUUCAACUAAGCGUACCUCUGACAAGAAUUCUACCCCUAAAUUGGCUCCUACUACCAUCCGUCCUACCACCCUUCCUACCACGAAGACCCUGAGAACGUUCUAUACCAGCUCCAGAACUGUGGUCCAAUCCCUACCCAUGCCAACAGCUGUCAUCCCUCCGAACACCACAGUCAACCACACAGAUGCCAUCAGGCUCUCUGUGUUCAGCAUUGUCGCUCCUGUGGCCUGUGGAAUCCUCAUUAAGAGCCUGGUCUUCACUGUCCUGUUUGUUGUCACUCAGAGGUCAUUUGGACUCUAGAUCCAGGAACCCACGACAGUGACCCUGACCUCCAUCCAUGUCUACCUGGCAGGUGUUGGAAGCCGAGUGGAGAGGGACCUGAAUUGAAUCUGUGCCCACAGGUGAUUCCUAGGCCAGGAUUGCCCACUCCCUGGCCCUGUCCACACACAUCACCCUCAGAAGAGAAGAUGUGGCUCCCGGCAGGACCCAGCUCUCCAUUCCAUCUGCAGCUUGGCGUGAGAUCAAGACAGAGUCCAGUGCUUUCCACUGUCCCUCUCCUGUGGGGUUGUGAGGCUGAGUGGGCACAGCUGAUCUUGCUGCCCCACGUCCUUUCCCUGGACUACACAAUUUAGGCCACAUGGACAGAACUUAGAAGUGUCCUCCUUCCCCCGCCACUGGAGCGAGCCUCCCUCUCUCGAGAAUCCGAUGCCUGUUUUUUCCUUUCAUCGUGAUUGUCCCAACAUUCCUACCCAUGCAACGAGGAGAAGAGAAGAGGCCAUGGUGGGAAUUAAGUAACUGGGAAUGAGAAAGUGACGCUGACGGCUCGUCCCGGGAAAGCACAGGAGACAAGAUGGGCGUGUAGGGCGAUGGGUGGAUGGAACCCGCCUUGCCGGGUGCACUUUGCCUCUGGACCCUGAAGCUAACCCAUGAAGGUGGAGGUGUAUGUGACCAAGGCGAGGCCACGCGAGUCCCACCUACUGGCAGGAAGGAAAACCAACUCUUUUGCCGAGGGGAUCCAUAGCCACGUGGAGAGCAAGGAGUUCUGCCUCUCGUCCUUGAAUCACAUGAGGGGCAGGCAUGGCAGGGUGACAGUAGCCCACCACUGAGGCUCUGGAGGCUGUCCCUUGUGGGCCCCUUACCUCUCACUCACCAUCCUCCUCCAUUUGGUCUCCCCUGACGGCUCCCAUGCUGUCUCUGGGACCCUCCCACUGGGCCCCAUGAAAUAGGUAUGCAGGCCACCCGCGUGUGUCCCCCAGCCUCAUACCAGGACUUCCUAUCUCCUACCUUUGGGUUCUAAAGCAAAAGGGUCCUUCCAAUUCAGCAAUGGUCAAGGUCAUUGUCAUCCUAAAGCCUCCAAGAGCGAACACACCUUGCCACGUAGCAUCUGUCUCACGCCAGAAAAAUAUAUUCCUAUAACCUCCAAGACUUUCCCCUCCUCCUGUGGGGGAAAAAAUACCUAGUUCUCUGGUGCAUCCUUCCAUCCCAUGAGGGCCUCCUUCUAAUGAAUAUCACUCUGUCUGGACCCACCCAGGGAUGGCACUGACCUCAGAGAUGAUUUCUGAUCACCGUUUUGAGUCCAUUUGAAGGGGUGUGAGUGGAAUUCAGUUCGUCCUGGAGCUCUGGCCAGUCUGCAGAGAAGGACUUAUCCAGAAGCUGAGCAUCUCAGCUCCUUCCCUGUCUUGGACUGAGCAGCUCAGAUGCAGCGACUGAGGUGGCUGGUCUGGGACCUGCAUUUUAGCAGUUUCGAUGUCGCUCCAGUUUAUGAAGGUGACAAAAAAAACCAGGUCGGGGUCGGGGGGACACUGUAAUUAGAUGCUGUCCAGAAAAGGCAGGACACACUGGAGCAGUGUUUCCCAAAUGGCAUCCCUUAGAACACCUGCAUUGCAUUAUCUGGAAGCAUAAGACACAUGUUCAGCUUCCAGGGCUCCUGCGGACUUGUUGCAUCAUAGCAUACAGUUCUCUUCAUGCUUCUCAGGUUUGUUUCAAAGAAAUCAUAAUGCUGUCUGUUAAACACCAUGACAUCCAGUUGCAUGGCUUGGUGAGUCAUUGAAUUACAGGUUAAGUUGUAUUUAAGUCCAAUAAAUGACAUUUGCCUAGAAA
Ictidomys tridecemlineatus (thirteen-lined ground squirrel) is the source of this 2645-nucleotide messenger RNA. Its product is annotated as triggering receptor expressed on myeloid cells 1. Lineage: Eukaryota; Metazoa; Chordata; Mammalia; Rodentia; Sciuridae. Gene Ontology annotation, biological process: neutrophil-mediated killing of gram-negative bacterium; chemokine production; cytokine production involved in immune response. The record is from RefSeq and is a predicted model, not a curated record.